AAACACAUCCAUAACCCAAACCCCAAACCAAAUCGUACAAGUUUCAACAACCAAGGUACAACUUCAAACAACAGCCCUAACAACGUUCUCUCACAAUAACAGAGGCACCCUACGAAGCGGUACAUUUCGAUAACCCUUGGUGGCAAUAGCACAACAAAAUCACCGCAACUGCCUCCACAAUCGUCCUCCGUUCACUCAAUCACCGCCCAAAAUCAUCGCAACCGCCAUGCUCCUCCGCCGUCAACGGCCAGGAUCACAACACCGACGAACAUGAUUCAAUGAUUACGCUGGGAACAACUAACAAUGCCAGCAUGUGUCCUGUUUCACCUAGGGAUUUUUCACCGAUAUUCGUCUAAUUUACAUGGCCUUAUCAAGGUUGUUGGCUGUUGCCAACGUUAGAAAGGCAGCACAUUCCAUUCUCCCAACCCGUAACAUCUAUUUCUCCGAACUAAACAAUCGCGGAACCCAAUUGGUAGUCGGGUUUUCCCGCUCCUACUAUAAACUAUCUUCACAGUAUAAUAUUCAUGGCAAACGCCUCACUUCUUGUACAUUCCAUCAAGCAAAGGGAACCCUAUGGAGUUACAAACAUUUUCAAAGAUUCUAUUUCAUAUCCGCAAGCACUAAAGUUUCACACCGUGCUCAAAUCGCAUGGAGAACGGUCUCCCAAAUCUGUACCUACAAUUGGCCAUCACAACCGAUGAAUCGGAUCGCUUGUGCGGUUAGUUUUGCGUUAAGUAGAUCGCAGUUGAUUGCUCCCGGUAUAUUAGCGUUUGUGUUAGGCGAACUCGCAUGCACGCAAAGAACAUGGGCCGAAGCCGAUGGGUUUUUGUAUAAAACCGAUCUUUACACACACGCGCAAGAUGGGCGUGUUUACUUAACCUCAUUUAUCUUCUCUCUUGUAGAAGUUUUGAUAUUAUGCUUUAGAGCGGUAUAUUUAGCAUUUCUGUUUGCACCAUGUAUAGCUAUGGCUCCUUUUGCCGAUUCAUUCGGCGUCGAGUUUCGUAACAAAUGGCUACGGUGUGUCCAUUACACUUUAAAAAAGGCCGGGCCCGCGUUUAUCAAAUGGGGUCAGUGGGCCGCUUCAAGGCCCGAUCUUUUUCCAAACGAUUUAUGCGCAGAGCUUGCAGAACUUCAAACAAAAGCACCGGCACAUAGCUACGCGUACACAAAGAAAACUAUCGAAAAAGCAUUUAGCCGUUCAUUACCCGAAAUAUUCGAAAAUUUCGAGGAAGAACCGGUAGCUUCCGGAAGUAUAGCUCAAGUUCAUCGAGCAACGUUAAAGUUUCGACAUCCCGGUCAACGUAUCAAGCCUAUUCUUGUUGCGGUUAAGGUUAGACAUCCGGGAGUCAGUGAAGCGAUUAGAAGGGAUUUUAUAUUGUUAAAUAUAUUUGCGAAAGUGUCGGUGUUUAUUCCUACUUUGAAAUGGUUGAGACUCGAUGAAAGCAUACAGCAAUUUGCUGUAUUUAUGAUGUCGCAAGUUGAUCUUUCGAGAGAGGCGGCUCAUUUGAGUCGGUUUAUUUACAAUUUUAGAAGAUGGAAAGAUGUGUCGUUCCCUAGGCCGUUAUAUCCGCUCGUACAUCCGGCUAUUUUAGUGGAAACGUUUGAGCAUGGUGAAAGUAUUUUGCAUUAUGUGGAUGAGCUUGAAGGACAUGUAGGCGUUAAAUCUGGCCUUGCGCAUAUUGGGACUCAUGCACUUCUAAAGAUGCUUUUGGUUGACAAUUUCAUCCAUGCAGAUAUGCAUCCAGGAAACAUUCUUGUAAGAAUGACACAGGGCCCAGCUCCAGAUACUGGGCUGUUUAAAUCGAAACCUCAUGUAAUCUUCCUUGAUGUUGGCAUGACUGCUGAACUUUGCAAAAAAGAUCGGGUCAACCUGAUUGAGUUUUUCAAGGCUAUUGCGCUUCAAAAUGGCCGUGCUGCCGCUGAACACACCCUUAAGUUUUCCAAACAUCAAAGCUGCCCAAAUCCUGCAGCUUUCAUCAAGGAUGUUGAGAAAUCGUUUAACUUAUGGAGGUCUGCAGAAGGUGAAUCUUUAAAUCCUGCAGACUGCAUGCAACAGUUGCUUGAACAAGUCAGGCGUCAUAGAGUUAAUAUUGACGGCAAUGUGUGCACUGUAAUAGUAACCACUUUGGUUUUAGAGGGUUGGCAACGGAAGCUGGAUCCCGAGUAUGAUGUGAUCCACACAUUGCAAAAUCUUCUAUUUAAAACGGAUUUGGUGGAGGAUUUAUUCUAUACAAUUGAAGGACUCAUGGCUCCAUGAGGAAAGCUUCAACAUCCAUUCCUCCCUUAUAAAUAUAUCAUGUCAUUUUUACAAUGUGUUUUGCAGGAAUAAGAAAGAAAAAAAAGAGUUCUAGUAGACUACAUGAUUUGAUUGUCUUGUAACAAACAAUAAACACACACCUGCACCUUCAAGAACGAAAGGGCCUUUUUCUUCUUUUCAUUUUGAUCAUUGUUUGUAUAACUUGUAACGUUCUAAAUCCCAAGAGUCGAUUUUGUUUUUUC
Helianthus annuus (common sunflower) is the source of this 2499-nucleotide messenger RNA. RefSeq names its product probable serine/threonine-protein kinase abkC. Lineage: Eukaryota; Viridiplantae; Streptophyta; Magnoliopsida; Asterales; Asteraceae. The record is from RefSeq and is a predicted model, not a curated record. The coding region runs from base 362 to 2257 and encodes 631 amino acids. The transcript is spliced from 5 exons.